This is a messenger RNA of Plasmopara halstedii, 192 nucleotides long. RefSeq lists its product as uncharacterized. NCBI's taxonomy places the organism in Eukaryota, Oomycota, Peronosporomycetes, Peronosporales, Peronosporaceae. The transcript is spliced from 2 exons. Bases 1 to 192 code for a protein of 63 amino acids. The record is from RefSeq and is a predicted model, not a curated record.
AUGACGCUGGUUGGGAUACCUAUAUCCGACCGACCCGUACUUGUAGCUCUUGUAGCGCAUAACAAAGACGACCAGUUUUCCACAACAGACGCUUAUUACCUUACGCGGUACCCUCGGGGAGUCUUGACCUGUUUGGUCAUGGAUAACAACUCGCGCAAGAGUUUCUCUCUAUUGAUAAAAAUGAGCGCUUAG